Messenger RNA from Pediculus humanus corporis (human body louse), 219 nucleotides. RefSeq lists its product as uncharacterized. NCBI's taxonomy places the organism in Eukaryota, Metazoa, Arthropoda, Insecta, Psocodea, Pediculidae. The coding region runs from base 1 to 219 and encodes 72 amino acids. The transcript has a single exon. The record is from RefSeq and is a predicted model, not a curated record.
AUGUCGGUUGCGAGUGAGCCGACCCCUGGGUCUGGAUGCCGACUAAGAGGCGGCAGCGCUUCGUCAAAUAAUUCUACGGCAACACCUCCAAAUCAGGUUAAAAGAGGAGUUGCUGCGGGGCCCAUUCAUCAAAGGCCCAGACCCUGUCGUCUUUGCUGGUAUUGCUGUUGCAGUUGUUCAUGGUACGUAAAAAAAAAAAAAACAAUAACUUUAGGAUAA